AUUUCGUCCGGAGCUAUCGGGACGGACCGGAGUCGGAGCAAAGAUUGCAGAAAUGAAGUGUCCGUACUGCUCGGCGGCGCAGGGGCGGUGCGCGACCACGAGCAGCGGCCGCUCCAUCACCGAGUGUGCCUCCUGCGGCCGCGUCGUCGAGGAGCGCCAGCAUCAUCCCUACCACCUGUUCCACCUCCGCGCCCAGGACACACCCCUCCCCCUCGUCACCUCCGACCUCCCCCAAACCCCUGCCCUAAACCUCUCCUCCGCCGCCGGCUACGAUGCCGAGGCCGACCCCUUCGAGCCCACGGGCUUCAUCACCGCCUUCUCCACCUGGUCACUCGAGCCCCGUCCUCUCUCCCUCCGCACCUCCAUCUCCUUCUCCGGCCACCUCGCCGAGCUCGAGCGGAUUCUGGAAACCUCCAAUCCUUCGGGGCCCUCGUCGUCGACGGUGGCGGUGGACAACCUCAGGGCCUACAUGCAGAUCGUCGACGUCGCGUCGAUUUUGGGCUUGGAUUACUACAUAUCGGAGCACGCCUUUAAACUUUUCAGGGAUUGCUGCUCGGCCACUUGCUUGCGGAACCGCAGCGUCGAGGCCCUCGCCACUGCCGCUCUCGUUCAGGCCAUCAGAGAGGCCCAAGAGCCCCGUACUCUGCAAGAAAUCUCUAUCGCGGCAAAUGUCCCGCAGAAAGAAAUUGGGAAGUAUAUCAAGAUACUGGGGGAGGCCCUUCAGUUAAGUCAGCCUAUUAAUAGCAACUCCAUCUCUGUCCACAUGCCCAGAUUUUGUUCUCUCCUCCAACUCAAUAAAUCAGCUCAGGUGCUAGCAACUCAUAUCGGAGAAGUUGUGAUCAACAAAUGCUUCUGCACAAGGAGGAACCCAAUAAGCAUCUCUGCAGCUGCCAUCUACCUCGCAUGCCAGCUCGAGGACAAGAGGAAGACUCAAGCUGAGAUCUGCAAAGUGACAGGCCUCACAGAGGUCACCCUCCGAAAGGUCUACAAGGAGCUGCUCGAGAACUGGGAUGACCUUCUGCCUGCUAAUUACACACCAGCCAUCCCCCCUGAGAAGGCUUUCCCGACCACUGCCAUCGCUUCCACUCGGUCGUCAUCCUCAGCACCAAAAACCGAGACAAUCGAUCUGACCUCUUCGGAUAAAGACAGUAAGCUGCCCGAGGCCAAACUGAGCAGACCUAACGAGGCCCCUGAAUUUAGCAGGACCAGAGAGGAUUCAGAAUCUAAAACUAGCUUAAGUGGGUCCCAGGCCACCACAUCGAAUCAGCCUCAGUUACAGGGUUUCCGCCAGCCUUGGCUUUCAUUUGGACCUUCAGGUGUCAAUCAUGCCGAAGGAAUGGAAAUAGAUGUCAAGGAGGUCGCAUUGAAGGGUAGAGAGUUCGACAAAGAGGAAAUGGACCUGAAGAGUGCUGCUAGUCCGCUCAAGUCGGGUCCCAGCGGGAAUUCAGUCCCGUGGCCAUUUCGGAACCCAGGUUCAUCGGGCUCACGUUGGAAUUCUCAGUUUCUCCAGCAAGCAAAGCUCGUGUCGGGUUAUCCUGAGGUGAAACAAGGUGAGAACCCGAACGAGGGUCGACACAGCAAUCAGUAGGGGGUGUUUGAGACAUGGGAAAUCGGGCAUUGUUUUAGCUCUGUACAGAUAUAAAUGAUGAUCUUGGCGUUCUCUUCGGUGUUUUUCUUCAUGGACCGGCUUGGUUAAAUCUGAUGUAAACCUUGUAAUAUGAGAAGUGAAAGCAUUAGUUCUUCAUUCCCUUGGAUAUGCUUAAUCAUGCGCCUUCUUGGUGCCUCCUGAUGAAAUCUUUUAUUUUACUACUCCUUCCCUUGGUGCGA
Messenger RNA from Punica granatum (pomegranate), 1827 nucleotides. The record is from RefSeq and is a predicted model, not a curated record. NCBI's taxonomy places the organism in Eukaryota, Viridiplantae, Streptophyta, Magnoliopsida, Myrtales, Lythraceae.